This is a messenger RNA of Triplophysa dalaica, 5210 nucleotides long. It is a transcript of the gene golga2, whose product is annotated as golgin A2. The record is from RefSeq and is a predicted model, not a curated record. Gene Ontology annotation, molecular function: protein binding. Gene Ontology annotation, biological process: Golgi organization. Gene Ontology annotation, cellular component: Golgi cisterna membrane; Golgi apparatus; cis-Golgi network. Lineage: Eukaryota; Metazoa; Chordata; Actinopteri; Cypriniformes; Nemacheilidae. The transcript is spliced from 28 exons. The coding region runs from base 49 to 3258 and encodes 1069 amino acids.
UUCAGUUCAUCUGAUGACGUGGUGCCGAUCCCUCAGCUGCGCGAGACGAUGGCUGACCAGAGCAGGCAAAUAAAACUCGCUGCAGCCAAGAAAAAGCUGAAGGAGUUUCAGCAGAAGAGUACUCCAUCCACUGGAAGUGCUGGACCAAAGAAGAAGAGGAAAGGGAAAGGGGUCGACCAGCCGGACACCCCAGCUGACAGACGGUCGCCGGACAAUGUGAGUCAGAUUAAGAAUAUUCUCAAAGUUGUGGUGUCUGAUCUUAAUCUGACUAAUGGAGUGUCUCAACCUCCAUUUGUCAAGCGCAGUCAGGACCGUGUGGAUUUGGGAAACCGGGUCUCGCAGGAGCUGGAGGAGCCCGGCGCAGAACCUGACCGAGACUCGGCUGUCUCUAACCUCGCUUAUGCUAUUAACACUGAGUGUGUCGCUGAUAAUGCGGCUCUGCAGAAUCACACAGCAGAUGCGAACGCCGAUGAACGCUCAAUGGAAGACAACAGGCCGCUGUCGUCCACAGAAAGCUUGAGACAGCUUUCCCAUCAGCUCAAUGGACUUCUGUCUGAGUCAUCAACAUACAUCAAUGGGGACAGCGGACCACCGACCGUCAGUGAGAAAGAAAUGGAGACUCGCAACCAAGAGCUGGCAGCUGCUCUGGACUCCAGCGCGCUAACAAACGCCCAGCUCGCAACCAAUCUCGAGACACUGACGAAACAGUCUCAAGAUCUUUCUGACCAGCUGCAGAAGGAGAGGAAAGAAUUUGAGCAGAAGUUUUCUAAGGAGCAGGGAGCCAUACGUGAACAGCUGCAGGUUCACAUCCAAACUAUCGGCAUUCUUGUGUCUGAGAAAUCUGAGCUCCAGACAGCGCUGUCUUACACACAGCAGGCGGCACGACAGAAGACAGCCGAGGCAGAGGAUCUGAGCUCGCGUCUGCAGGCCAAUAAACGGCGAGUAUCGGAGUUGGAGAGAACAUUAUCAACAGUCUCUACACAACAGAAACAGUUUGAGAAGCACAAUAAAGAGCUUGAGAGGGAGAGAGACAGUCUGCGAGUAGAAAUCCUCAGAUUGAAUAAAGUGAGUGAAGAGUCCAGACAGCAGAGCUCUGAACUCUCCGAGCAGCUCAAACUGACUGUGAAUGAGAACAAAGCCGCGAAGCAUGAACUCCACGAGCUCGGCAAGCGCUUGGAGAUGGCCGACAGCAUGCUGCAGCAGUUCUCCAGUCAGUCUGGACCUCCGUCAGAACAACAGCAGGUUCAGCUUCUACUGGAGGAGAAACACCAGUUAGAGCAGCACAUGGCUCAGCUGAUGGAGUCGGUAGGUCAGCUGAGGAUGGAGAGAGACCAGUACGCUCUUCAGAUACAGGAGGAGGGGCGAGUGUGGAAAGACAAGACAGAACAACUUCUAUCUCAGGUACGGCUGAUGUCUGAGGAAAGGGACGCCACAGCUGCUGAAAUUAUUGAACUGCAGGACAAGAUCUCAGAUCUGGAGAACGCUGCAGCUCUGAUGAACAAAGAGCAGGAGUCCCAGGCCUUGUCACAGAUCACAGGACCCUCAGAAAGUGAACUGGCCCUUCAGGAAUCCAUCCGCAGUCUUCAGCAGGAACGGGAUUCUCUCAGUUUACAGUAUCAAGCACAGGUGCGGGACAAUGAGCAGCUCAGUCGACUGGUGCAGGAACAGGAGCUGAGGCUGGAGGAGCUGGAGAGACAGACAGAGCGCACAGCUGAAGACGCGCAUGAUCGACUGCGCAUUUUAGAGGACGCCCAGAGUGACAAGGCCACCAUCAGCCGAGCGCUGGCCCAGAACAGAGACCUGAAAGAUCAGCUGGCCGAGCUUCAGAACGGCUUCGUCAAGCUGACCAAUGAAAACAUGGAGCUGACCAACGCUCUGCAGUCAGAGAAUCACAUUAAGAAGGAGAUCGCUCGUAAGAUGGGUCAACUGCAGGAAGAUCUUCACAACGCCAAAGAACAGCUGCUCGAGAAGUCGAAGGAGAGGGUGUCCAUACAGGAACAGAGAGAUCAGUACCUGAGCCAUCUGCAGCAGUACACGGCCGGUUACCAGCAGCUGGUGGCGGAGCGUGAACAUUUACACAAGCAGUUCCUGCAGCAGGCGCAGAUGAUGGACCGACUGCAGCACGAUGAGGUGGAGGGCAAAGUUCAGCUGGAACAGAGUCACAUGCAGCUGCAGCAGGCGCAGGAGAAGUUAAAUCAGCUGGUCAGAGACAACGAAGAGUUGAAGACUGAAGUUCAGGAGCUCUUGAACAGCUCCUCGAUGAGCCAGUCGAGUAGAGAUCAGGGAGAUGGAUUGGAAAGUCCUUCACCUGCAGACAGCUUCAUGAAGUCUCAGAUUGUCAUCCCCGAAGACUUCGAGAGCAGAGACGAGAUGGAGGAGUUUGUGCAUUCUGCUCUGUCACGUCUGGAGGAUGAGCGAGAUGAGAUGAGACGCAGGUUUGAAGAGGAGCGGAGACUUCAUCACGCCACCCGGCAACAGUUGGCGACUAUGAACCAUGAGCACUAUCAUCAUCAUCACGACACUCACACAGACACAGCAGAGAGCUCCAGUGGUGUUCCUGUGGAGGUCCAUGAGGUUCAGCGGGAUGCUAUGGAGAAACUCCAGCAUCGUUUCACGACUCUCAUGCAGGAGAAGGUGGAUCUGAGGGAGAGAUUAGAGGAGCUGGAACACCGCUGCAUUCAGCUCUCAGGAGAAACGGACACUAUCGGUGAAUACAUUGCACUGUAUCAGAACCAGAGAGCCAUCAUGAAACAGAAACACUUUGAAAAAGAGCAAUACAUCAACAUACUGGCCAAAGACAAGGAGGAGAUGAAGACCAAGUUAGCCGAGCUGCAGGACCUGGUCAUGCGUUUGGUGGGGGAAAGAAACGAGUGGUACAGCAGAUACAUGAGUGCCAUCGGUAACCCCGACCUCAUGCUGUCUGAAGAAGAGCCCGCUGAGAGACGCCAGCUCAAUGCUGUGGAUAGUCCAGCGAUUCUGGACAUAAGCUCAGCGGUCGAUGCGUCUGUAGUACCCCAGUCCAGCAUGGAUCCUGAGAUUCAUUCCCAGAGUUCUGAGAGGCCCAGAUCUGCACAUGAGCUCGCUGCCGGCCCGUCUCUGAGGCCCAAAGAGGACGGCACGGCCCGUCAGAUCAUGCAGCUCUUGCAAGAAAUCCAGAAUCCUCAGGCCAAACCCGUGUCCUUCCUGGGAGAAAACCCGUGCAUCCCGUUCUUCUACCGGCCCGACGAACAGGAUGAGGUCAAGAUCUUGGUUGUCUAAAAUCCUUCAGUCACAGUUUCCUGCAUCUCUCUCAUUCUUAAUCUGAGACUGUCGUUCCGUUCGACGCGAGAUGACGCCGACAAGCAUUUUUUGGCCUUUCUUCUGUUUCUCGGGCUGAAUGAGAGAAAUCUCUGGACUUCUGUGAAUCUCGGGUUGGAUGGAUGUCUGCGUUCUGCUCCUGUCGUCUCUUCUCCAGUUGUUAAUUUCGUCGAGAGGUGUAUUAGAGGGAUACAGUUUAGGUCAUGGAUGUUUUCAUCUGGACGAUGCAGAUUUUUUUUUUGCUUAACAUGAGACACUCUUUAGAUACUAAAGUAGGGCGGGUCAACGGAUUGCACAAUAACAAGGGUUUUCUAUGAAGUCGCUUUGAGGAGUGGGGUUUGAUUCAAGAAAGCAUUGUUUAGACAAACAUACGGCAAGUAGGGCAAAGUAUUGUGAAGGUGAUCCAAAACUAGAAUCUGAAGCUAGAUCUGAAGUACAGUUUGAACGGAAAGUUAUGUGGAUUCUGCAUCACACACAGCAGUCUAGUGUGAAACGGGGUUGUGGACGACAAAACCAAACUUCUCAAAGGCAUUCGUUAGAUAUAAAAUCAUAAUGUUGAGAGGACGGCACCAUCUCUUGAGUUUGUUUUACUCUGAUGGCUGUUUACUUUUAACACCGAGGGAGUUCAUUGAAAGAUUGUUAUCUUGUUUUCCCCCAUAAACACACCGAGCACUUUGUGUUAUUCCAGAGACUCGUGACCCGUCAGAUCCAGACCUUCGGAGACGCGUGACGGGAUGAAGGCUGUUUGUUGUUGACUCCACGAUGUCAGCCGUGCGUUGUUUUGUAGAACAAAUGAAGAAUACUGAACAGAUGUUGAUGAGCGAAUGAGAAACGAGCGCACAGGUCUGCGAGAGUCGUGUUUGUAUACAGCGGUCGUGAGAUACGUCUUCAUUCACAGAGAGAAAACGGCCAUCGGGAACGGGCACAGAACUCUGGGUAUUUACAGAGUGAGAAACGCAUCCUAUGAAGAACGCAGAUAUAAUGCAUUAGAAACGUACGAUAAUUGUGACCACAACCGAAACGCAAAAUCAUUUUCAUAGUUCUACUUCAAUAGAAAAACAAACAACGCUGGUUUCAUGUCAUAUCGUGUGUAAUAUUUAUAAUGUUGUAAUGUCAUACUUUUAAACAGUCAGUUAUUUAUUAUAAGGAUUUGGUGUGACUGCUGUGGUCUCAAUUAUCGACACAAAUUCGAAUGAGUAUUUGAAUCUAUGAUGCUUAUGAAAACCAUUUAUGAUGCAUUAUAAUCCAUGUGGGCUUCGUAGUGUUCCACGCUUGUUUUGUUUAUUUCUAUUCACCUGAAGAUUUUCAGAAAACUUAGUGAUAGUUUGUUAUCAUAUAUGUUGGUAUAACUGGAACACAUGUUAAAGCAGAAGAACAGAAAUGAGUUGACAUCUCAAUACUUUGUGUGUGUGUCGAGGCAGUACGUCUAUGUGUUACUGUACCGUCUGGAGCAGGUGCACUCGAGCACUUUCACGUGUGUGAUUUUUGAGCAGCGAAUGUCCAGCGUAAACGACACUUGUAUCUGCUUUUUCAUCUACUUUUUCUUUCGAAUAGAUUUUACAGUGAUUAUUUUUGGACGUAGGACGUUAAUCAGAGAUUAUUAAAGCGAGAUGCUUCUUUUGAUUCGCAGAAAUGUUACGGAUGUGUAAAUAGUGUAACUGUGUAUCAUACUGUAUAUUGGUUUGGGGACGCUCACAUUUACCCGCUGAAGAUAAAGAAUAAAUCUAGUGUGAAGAGAAGAAGAGCGAGAGAUGAGAUGUGGUGUGAUUUCAUACUAAAGCUUACUUCAAUGCCAAUUCUAUUUAUUUGGAAUAAUGACACUAAUCUCGUUUCAUGUACACGAUGAAGGAAUGAUGGCUAGUUUCGGCAGAAUGAUAAUUUUCUUCCAAAAUAAACUUGAUUGAGCAAAAGUU